AUGACUAAAUUUGAGACUCGACUCUUCAUCAAUAACGAGUACGUCGACUCCAAGUCUGACAAGAGAAUCAGCGUCCACAACCCUAUCGACGGUUCGUUGGUUUCAAGCGACGUUCAUGUAGCUGGCCCACAAGAUGUCGACGACGCUGUAGAUGCAGCCCAGGCAGCUUACAAUGGGUCCUGGAAGACCUUCACAGCUGCUCAGCGAGCGGAAUGUAUGGUGAAGCUUGCUGACCUAAUUGACGCCAAGGCAAAGGAAUUAGCUGUGCUCGAAACAAUCGCUAUGGGCCAGCCCACCAGCAUUGCUGUCAAUAUCACCAAUAUGAUGAGCGGGCUCUUCCGCUACUAUGCCGGAUGGACUGACAAGAUUCGCGGCGAGCAAUUGCCUCCUGAGGGAGGCGUCUACAAGAUCAUGAGCCACCACCCGUUUGGUGUUGUCGCUGGUAUCAGUGCCUGGAAUGGCUCUUCGGUACAACUCGGUCUGAAGAUAGCUCCCGCAGUAGCUGCAGGGAACACGAUCGUUUACAAGAUAUCCGAAAAGUCUCCGUUGGGUAUGCUCCAGCUCGGGCAUAUGAUCAAGGAAGCUGGAUUCCCACCUGGCGUUAUCAACAUCCUCAACGGCGCAGGAGAAACUGGUUCUCUUUUGGCAUCGCACAUGAAGAUUCGCAUGAUUUCCUUCACUGGAUCUGGCUUCACGGGAAGAAAGAUCUCUGAGGCGGCAGCGAAGUCCAACUUGAAAAAGGUGGCACUAGAACUCGGCGGAAAGUCACCCGUUCUUGUGUUCAACGAUGCCAACACGGAAAAGGCAAUUGAGUUCUGCACUACAAUGUUCCUCUUGAACUCUGGUCAAGUGUGCGCGGCUCCAAGCCGAGUCUAUGUCCAGCGAGACGUUGCGGCAUCAUUCAUUGAGGGCCUCAAGACACGAUACUCAGAAGUUACUUCUGGUGUGGGAGCCGACCCCAGGGAGUCUUCGACCUUUAUGGGCCCACUUGCGGAUAGUAUCCAAUUUGAGCGUGUAAUGAGCUUCAUUGACUCUGGUAGCAAGGAAGCUGAGCUUGCGGUUGGUGGGCACCGUGUAGGCGAGAAGGGAUACUUUGUCGCCCCGACUAUCUUCAUCAACCCCAAGCCCGGCGCUAAGAUUUUGAACGAAGAAAUCUUCGGCCCAGUCUUGACGGUUAUCACUUUUGACACUGAAGAAGAGGCUGUCGCACUAGCCAAUGACACGGAGUACGGACUCGCUGCUUAUGCCUGGACCGAAUCGCUGUCUAGAGGCUUGAGAAUGUCGGAUCAGCUUGAAGCUGGUGUUGUAGGUAUCAAUGGAGGUUCACUGGGUGUUAUUCCUUUCAUGUCCGUGGGUGGAUUCAAGCAAAGUGGAACUGGCUCGGAGUCUGGAUAUGAAGGUAUCAAGGAGUAUCUCCAGACCAAGUCCACUUUGAUCGCUUUGAAUUGA
This is a messenger RNA of Fusarium venenatum, 1449 nucleotides long. RefSeq names its product aldehyde dehydrogenase family-domain-containing protein. Gene Ontology annotation, molecular function: aldehyde dehydrogenase (NAD+) activity. Lineage: Eukaryota; Fungi; Ascomycota; Sordariomycetes; Hypocreales; Nectriaceae. The record is from RefSeq and is a predicted model, not a curated record.